This is a messenger RNA of Penicillium lagena, 1377 nucleotides long. RefSeq lists its product as uncharacterized. Bases 1 to 1377 code for a protein of 458 amino acids. Gene Ontology annotation, molecular function: proteasome binding. Gene Ontology annotation, biological process: proteasome assembly. The record is from RefSeq and is a predicted model, not a curated record. The transcript is spliced from 2 exons. Lineage: Eukaryota; Fungi; Ascomycota; Eurotiomycetes; Eurotiales; Aspergillaceae.
AUGGCGCCUUCAGCUGGGCACCUGCUGCUCCCCAAGAUAUGGAGGGCAGCCAGGUUUGCCUAUGAGAAGGCCUCGAGGGCCCUCCGAGCCAAAUUACCGGAGCCUACCCAAUCUUCUCUCCGACACCAGCCAGCGUAUGCCCGAGUCAGCCGCCACCCCAUCCCUCGCGCGGCUGCUAUCCGUCAAGCCCGCAGCCGCCACUUCUCGACCCGUGCUGCUUUCGUCUCUGCCAUCCGAUCGGGCCUGCAAGCAGACACUGCUGUGUACAAGUCGACCCGCAUCGCUACGAAUGUCAGCCGGCUGACCAGCCAAGCGCCUUUCGCCUCAACUCUCCGUCCCAAUUUGACCGGCGGCGCUCUUGGCCGCACCGCAGGCGGAUAUGCUGUCGGUGCAGGCCGAUUUGGCGGAGCGCGUUACUUCUCCCAUGGUCCUGCUGCUCCCGCACAGGUGAUCCAGAAUGUGUCCCAGGGCGUACGUGCUUUCUUCCUGUCUGGCCAAAAGGUCCGGUUCGAUGGAAUCGACCCUCGCACCGGCGACAAGCGGUACAAGGCCGUUAGCAGCUUGCAAGACCAGGCAGAGCGGCAGAUGCUCGAUGUUCCAUACUACACCGCUGGCUCGCACCUCGACUUCAAGAUUGCUCCCGUUAUCGCUUCCCUCGACUCGAAGAAGAUUAUCCCCGGCACCAGCAAGACCCUCAACACGGAGGGCUUCAUGGACCUUCUAUCUGGUGACUUUGCUCGCUCUCUUCAGAACUUUGCGGCGACCAUCAACGAUCUCAAAAAACUUUCAAAACUGGGCGAUCUGCCAAUUACCCUCCUCAAGAACUCAACUAUCCGCAUCCGCUUCCCUGGCUGCGACGCGGACACCGUGGCGCGCCUGUGUGACGAAGUCGGCGUCCACCGCGGUAUAAUUGUCGAAGACGCAGACUUUGAACUGUGCACUGGCUCCGAGCUGGCACUGCUUUUUCCCUUCGCACCCAGCGUGGCGCCACCGUGUGGCCCCGAGCCGGCACUGCGGUUUCCCUUUGCACCAAGCGCGGCACGACCGUCUGACCCCAAGCGACCUAAGUCUCAGUCACCCAAUGCCCUCGACUGGAAAAGCAUGAUGUCCCCUGAGCCUCACACUCCGUCUUCUGGCAACGUCCGUGAAUUGGAGAUUAGUUUUGAAGACAACGAGCUGUUUGGCCGCAACCCGUGGAAUUCCUCGGCGUCCACCUUCUCCCGCAUCAGCAUGAGUGAAUUGGGAGAUCGUGCCUACUUCCCUGAUUUCUCUGUCAUUAGCACCUCAGAGAGCGGUGAUUCCGAGGGCGUCCAGGGGAUCCACCGAUUCUUGGAGGAAUGCAAUCAGGCGGCUCGUGGAGAAGCUACUUUCCUUUAA